CAUUCAUCAAGUUGAUCUUUUCAGUCGAUUAUGAAGUUGAUGAUAUUCUUUGCAUUUGCUUAUGCGGCAGUCGCACUAGCUAUAAAUACAAAAGAACAGUCUUUAACUGAUUGGUAUGAAGAAGUUGAUAAAAAGAUUAUUAAAAGCGUUAAAUCAGGUCCAUUUUUUGAACACGUGAGAGGUUUUAAUGACUGGUGCGUCAAGCAAACUUUUUUAAAUAUGAAUAGAGAUGGAAAUAAAAAAUUAAAAUUUCCUGAAGCCAUGAUUAUUAUCUUUGAUGCGCUUAUAAGCUGCAAAAAAGAAAAAAGUUUAGAUAUUUGGAGUUUGAUGGUUGGAGAACUUGCAAAUCAUUACAAAACAUCUUUGGAUGAUCCAAGUCAUGUGGAAUGCUUCAAAUUGGAACUUCAAAAAGUAGAGCCAACUUCAUAUCUUCUGCAUGGUUUAGAAUCAAAUUCAAUGACAAAUGACAUCGAAACAUGUAAAACUAUCGUUGAUGAUGAUGGAUAUUCUAGACAUAUUGACAUACUUGAGCAAGAGUUUGGAAAGAUCUCUGACCUAACAUGCCAGGAAUUUGAUGGAGCUGAAGCAAAAAAAUUACUUCUUAGCAUUAUUGUUUUAGGUUUUGAAAAGAGAAUCAAUUAUGUAAAUUAUGUAAAGAAAAGUAUAGCUGCUGAUUUACAGUAUAGAAUAGGCAGUGCUGCUAAAUGCAUCAAAAAACGUAUGAAUCAGUAAAGCAUAAUUUUUUCGGAUUUUGAACAGCUAAGCUCAUCCAUAACUUGUACAAAAUCAUUGAAAAUAAAGUUUUUUUGAAAAAUUAA
Messenger RNA from Chironomus riparius, 818 nucleotides. The record is from the annotation of a GenBank genome assembly. NCBI's taxonomy places the organism in Eukaryota, Metazoa, Arthropoda, Insecta, Diptera, Chironomidae.